CACUGCAGCAUCGGCCCGCCCACCGCAGCAUCGGCCCCGCCCACUGAAGCCUGGUCCCUCCGCCCCCGCCCACCGCGCGCCCGGGCCCCGCGGAAUUGGGCGCCGCAGACGCGUUUCCGGAGGAGGGCAUUCGGUGUCGGACCUCCGGCCCUACGUAAUCUCCGGCGGCGACGGCGGCGCAUGGCGGCCCUAGGACAGCCGGCUCGGGAGGAGUCAGCGGCCGAAAGCCCACGCACCGCCUGCGCGCCCCGCAGCCCCCGGCCGCCUGGGUCGCUCCCCGACGCCCCGCGUCCUUCCGCCGUCAGGUCCCAGCCGGCCGGCCUCCGCCUAGGGCGCUCCGCCCGCAGCGACGCCGCCCCCGGGGCGCACCCCGAACGCCGUGGAGGCGCCGCAGCCUCCCAGAAGCAGACGAAGAAGAAGAGUCGGAAUGGGGCGUCGGUGGCGAACGGAGGCGGGCAGGUCUCUGAGGAGCCGGUCUCCGAGGAGGCGCCCGUCAGCGCCGAGGCUCAGGCGGAGCAGCUGGCCCGGGAGCUGGCGUGGUGCGUGGACCAGCUGGAGUUGGGCCUCAAGAUGCAGAGACCGAGCCCGAGGCAGAAGGAGCAGGCCGCUGGGGCCCUCCGGACCCUGCGCAGCGAAAGAACCCCCCUGCCCCGGAAGAGGCAGCUGAUGCGCUCCUUGUUUGGGGACUACAGGGCUCAGAUGGAAGCCGAGCGGCGAGAGGCCCUUCGGGUUCUCAGAACCGCAGCCCGUGCAGCGCAGGUGCAGCCUGUUGGUGAGGCCGCCAGAAAGAAGAACGGAAGGGUCUGCAGGCCUCGCCAGGCAGGGGUAGCCAAGGCCACCCUGGACACGCCUGAUGAAGAGUUUAGGUUCAAUUUUUUUUAGCCGGUCUUCCAUCCCAGAACAGUUCCCCUGCCCACGUAGUGUGGGGCUUGUCUGGAGUACAGAGCCUUUCCAGGAAUGCUCUGUCGGUCGUGGGGUUGGUCUGUCCAUGGCUGGUCAGUGGGAUCUGGUGCCCUGGCUGUGGGACAGAGGUGAGGCCAGCCUGUGGGGUACUGUCCGGUAAGCACAACAGCCAUUUGUAGGUUUUCAGAGGAAAUGUCCUUCCUGCCAGAGGAAGGAGGUCCGUUUAGAAAAGCUUC
Mustela erminea (ermine) is the source of this 1139-nucleotide messenger RNA. It is a transcript of the gene C16H8orf33, whose product is annotated as chromosome 16 C8orf33 homolog. The record is from RefSeq and is a predicted model, not a curated record. The coding region runs from base 181 to 882 and encodes 233 amino acids. The transcript is spliced from 5 exons. Lineage: Eukaryota; Metazoa; Chordata; Mammalia; Carnivora; Mustelidae.